Molecule: messenger RNA, 1138 nt
Organism: Telopea speciosissima
Lineage: Eukaryota; Viridiplantae; Streptophyta; Magnoliopsida; Proteales; Proteaceae
Product: protein EXORDIUM-like 5
Exons: 2
Coding region: 14-1069 (351 amino acids)
Source: RefSeq, a predicted model, not a curated record
CUGAAUUUCCAAAAUGUCACCAAUUCGUCUUCUUCUUCCUUUUCUUGUUUUUCUUUCCUUUCACUCAAGUUUCCUCUUAGUCAGUGCAACUUCUUCCUCAAAACCUCAGACACUUGACCUGCAUCGACCGGAGUACAUCAACCCAAAGCUCCCACCAUCAACCCUCUCUACCUCCAAGAAGUUUGAGGGUUCCUCAAACCUCGUUCACCUCCGGUACCACAUGGGUCCAGUCCUCUCCUCCCCAAUCAACAUCUACCUCAUCUGGUACGGACAAUGGACUCCUACCCAGAAGCUCCUCAUCAAGGACUUCCUCCUCUCCAUCUCCGCCAACCACCGUGCCGCUUCUUCCCCCUCCGUCUCCGAAUGGUGGCGCACCGUUUCCCUCUACACCGACCAGACCGGCGCCAAUAUCUCACGCUCCGUCGUCGUUGCCCGGGAGUACAUCGAUCACCGCUACUCCCAGGGAACCCACCUCACCCGUCUCUCCAUCCAGCAAGUCAUCGAUAAUGCAGUUAGAUCCGCCCCCUUCCAGGUGGAUCACAAGAACGGCAUUUACUUAGUCUUAACCUCAAACGAUGUCACCGUUCAGGACUUUUGUCGAGCAGUUUGUGGGUUUCACUACUUCACUUUCCCUUCCAUGGUUGGUCACACACUGCCAUACGCGUGGGUUGGGAACUCGGGAAAGCAGUGCCCUGAGGUGUGCGCUUACCCAUUUGCGGUGCCUGGGUACAUGGGUGGUAGUGGUCCUGGGGCGUUGUCGCCGCCAAAUGGGGAUGUUGGGGUAGAUGGGAUGAUCAGUGUAAUAGGGCAUGAGUUAGCAGAGUUGGCUUCAAAUCCGCUUGUGAAUGCAUGGUAUGCUGGGGAGGACCCAACUGCACCGACUGAGAUCGGUGAUUUGUGUGAGGGAUUGUAUGGGACAGGUGGGGGUGGUGGGUAUAUUGGUCAGGUGAUGAGAGAUGGAGGUGGAAGGACUUAUAAUCUGAAUGGAAGGAGAGGGAGAAAGUUUUUGGUGCAGUGGGUUUGGAGUCCAGUUAAGCAAGCAUGUGCUGGGCCUAAUGCUUUGGACUGAAGUUGAUACACAGACACAGAAACAAACGCAAAUGCUUUAAAUUUUUGUAAUUCUUGAACCCCAAUUCUC